GGCUUCGAACGUUUGAAUUUCUUCCUCCGUUCGGGUGACGUUCGUUUCUAGUCGAAGUGUAGCCGGGAGUCCAUACCCGCUACCGGUGGUUGCCCUUCCUCCACGGUAAUCGAUUGGAUGAACAAUGGCCUUUCUACCCUUGAGCUUCCGUCGUAAAGAGAAUAGGAAUCAGGCUUCUCCUCCAACAUCCAGAGACCUACAACGAGGCUCAUUUUCCGGAUGGCGUCUCUUUUACGCCCUUCUUUACCUUGCUGCCCUCAUCUUUCUCAUUCUCGUCGAGAUCGGAAAUGUCAGCGACAGACCCGUACUCCGAGACACAUACUUCCUUAAAAUCGAUCUAUCAGAGAUAAUACCCCGUUCCGUUCCGGACGCCGUCCUCAUCAACAGUAUUGCCCGGACGAUCGGGCUGCAUGAUUUCUACCAGGUCGGUUUGUGGAAUUUCUGCGAAGGAUACGAUGACGGUUCAGGAAUCACAUAUUGCUCAGCCCCGAGAAAGAUGUACUUCUUCAACCCCGUUGAGAUUUUACUGAAUGAGCUGCUUGCUGGGGCUACAAUUGCGCUCCCGGGCGACGUCACCCAAGCUCUCGACAUCGCACGUAUAGCAUCCCACUGGAUGUUUGGCCUCUUCCUUACCGCCGCCGUCCUAGCAUUCAUCUGUAUACUUCUCACCCCAUUCUCUGUCUCCACCACGAACCCCACCACUCCUUCUCCCUCCCCGUCGAAAAGACGAACCCAUUUCGCAAAGAAGCGAUACCUCUUCCCACUCACCCUUCUCACCUUCGCUACAUUUUUCCUCACCGCUGCCGCCUCCGUGAUAGCCACGGCAAUGUUCACAAUUUUCAAAAUGGUCUUCGUGAGAAACGAGGCAGAUUUGAAUAUCCACGCUCAGUUGGGCACCCGGAUGCUAGCGUUUAUGUGGACUGCUGUGGGCCUGACAGCUAUCGGGUUCAUUUUCCAUGCCGCCAGCCUGUGCGCGUGCUGUUGUUGCUGCUGCUGUGGCCCCAGGAAGAAAGCACGGGAAGAAAAAAAUGGUGUUGGCGGCGGGAAAAAGGGGCUGUUCGUGCGGAGAGAAAAUUCCUCCUCGUCUAGGCAUUGUGCAAGUGGCGGAGAGGAAAAAAGCAGCGAUACCAGGCGGAGGACCCAUGGCUGGAACAGGAUGAGGGUGGACGUUUAGAUUAUAUACCCUGUUGCAUUUUUUUUUCCCCCCCCCCUUCGUCCCCUUGCGAUAGAUGAGAAGUGUGAAUAAGACCGCCGGAAAGUACUCCGUACAGCAGAAUUCACCUUUUUACUAUCCUAUCCCUACUUGAUAUCUGUAU
Messenger RNA from Coccidioides posadasii C735 delta SOWgp, 1316 nucleotides. RefSeq lists its product as uncharacterized. The record is from RefSeq and is a predicted model, not a curated record. Gene Ontology annotation, cellular component: plasma membrane; cell cortex of cell tip. Lineage: Eukaryota; Fungi; Ascomycota; Eurotiomycetes; Onygenales; Onygenaceae. Gene Ontology annotation, biological process: fungal-type cell wall organization.